AGUAACCCAUGUGCCAGGUAGCAUUCUAUGCCAAUCUUGAAUGCCAACAGGAAGUCACUGGACAGCAGACUCUUCCAAGAUUAUAACUGGGCUGUUGGAGUAACUUGGAAAAGAAGAAAAAAGAAUCGAAACCAUGGUAAAAGUAAAUAGAGCUCGGUCUACCGCCCCUCCAGAUGGAGGCUGGGGCUGGAUGAUUGUGCUUGGCUGUUUCCUUGUUACCAUCUGCACCCGGGCAGUAACCAGAUGUAUUUCCAUUUUUUUUGUGGAGUUCCAGACAUACUUCAUUCAGGAUUAUGCACAAACAGCAUGGAUUCAUUCCAUUGUAGACUGUAUGACCAUGCUCUGUGCUCCACUUGGGAGUGUUGUCAGUAACCAUUUAUCCUGUCAAGUGGGAAUCAUGCUGGGUGGCUUGCUUGCAUCUACUGGUCUCAUCCUGGGCUCAUUUGCCACCAGUCUGAAGCAUCUCUACCUCACUCUGGGAGUUGUUACAGGUCUUGGAUUUGCACUUUGUUACUCUCCAGCUAUUGCCAUGGUUGGCAAGUAUUUCAGCAGACGGAAAGCCCUUGCUUAUGGGAUCGCCAUGUCAGGAAGUGGCAUUGGCACCUUCGUCCUGGCUCCUGUGGUUCAGCUCCUGAUUGAACAGUUUUCCUGGCGGGGAGCAUUACUCAUUCUUGGGGGCUUCGUUUUGAAUCUCUGUGUUUGUGGUGCCUUGAUGCGGCCGAUUACUCUUAAGGAGGACCAUACAACUCCAGAGCAGAACCAUGUCUGUAGAACUCAGACACGAGACUUUAAGAGGGUGUCUCCCUGUUCAACUUUGACCAACGAAUGGGUGCAGACCUGCCUUUGCUGCUCUUUGCAGCAGGAAUACAGUUUUUUACUGAUGUCGGACUUUGUUGUGUUAGCCGUCUCUGUUCUGUUUAUGGCUUAUGGCUGCAGCCCUCUCUUUGUGUACUUGGUGCCUUAUGCUUUGAGUGUCGGAGUGAGUCACCAGCAAGCUGCUUUUCUUAUGUCCAUACUUGGGGUGAUUGACAUUAUUGGCAAUAUCACAUUUGGAUGGCUUACCGACAGAAGGUGUCUGAAGAAUUACCGGUAUGUUUGCUACCUCUUUGCCGUGGGACUAGAUGGGCUCUGCUAUCUCUGCCUCCCAAUGCUUCAAAGUCUUCCCCUGCUCGUGCCUUUCUCUUGUACCUUUGGCUACUUUGAUGGUGCCUACGUGACUUUGAUCCCAGUAGUCACUGCAGAAGUAGUGGGGACCACCUCUUUGUCAUCAGCACUCGGUGUAGUGUACUUCCUUCAUGCAGUGCCAUACUUGGUGAGCCCACCCAUCGCAGGCUGGCUUGUAGAUGCUACUGGCAGCUACACUGCAGCAUUUCUUCUCUGUGGAUUUUCAAUGAUAUUUAGUUCUGUGUUGCUUGGCUUUGCUAGACUUGUAAAGAAGAUGAGAAAAACCCAGCUGCGGUUCCUUGCCAAAGAAUCUGAUCCCAAGCUACAGCUGUGGACCAAUGGAUCGGUGGCUUAUUCUGUAGCAAGAGAAUUAGAUCAGAAAGAUGGGGAGUCUGCGGCUAUAGCAGCACCUGGUUACAACCCCACAUGACCAGUGGCCUUGAGCCUGGGCACCUUCAGGUCUGAGAGAGGUGGGACCACUGGAUUAUACAAGUUUCUAAAGCAUUUUAUUUUGGCAGAAGCAUUGCCUUCCAAGGAAAUUAUUAUUAUUGUUUUGUUAACAUAUUUGUAGGGGAAAACAGCAAAUAACAAAGCAAGCUGGACUGGCUCAGAGUUUUCUCAUUUGACAUUUGUACUCCAAAUUGAACUCACAUCUUUCAAGCAAUGAGCAUCACUCCAUGGAGAACGUUAGGAUAUAGCUGAUAUAAUUAGCAGUAAUUAGGAGUAAUUUCAAGGCAUGACCAAACAGAUGACACUGGGCAGCAGCUUUGUCUCAAACUUUCUGCCCCUCCAUCUUCCCCCCUCAGUUAGAAGGUAAACGGAAACAUUUGACAUGUAGCUUUGCUUAUUUUAUGCUGUUUGGAGAAGGGGAGUCUGCAAGAAUCAUUGCCUCUUGAAGAAUUGAAAGUAUUCUUCAACAACCCUAUUUAAAGUCCUAAUGAGAAACUCCGUUAUGAAAAAGGUUUUGCAUCUUCGUCUUCCUCCACCACUGAAAGCUCUUUUCCUAAGUCUGAGGCUCACCUCUGAUCAUGGGCUCACCUUUAUUACAUACAAUACUUAACUCUAAAUUUAGCAGAACACACCGAGUCACAGGGUGAUUUCUAAAUCUUACCUGAAAUGUCAACACCAACACUUCCCUUCUUUUUCUUUAGAAAUAAAGCUUUUCUUUAAAUUGCAGACACAUUCCUGUUAGGAACAGAAAAAUGUUGGCAGUAUUCCAACUGGGCAGGAAUUGAAUUCUUGAAUCAGCAGGUCUAUGGUUAUUUUCUUUUCAGAUCAGAUACUUAGGUUCAUCAUUACCCAAAACAGGACUUGGAGUUUUGCCCGAAAAAUAUUAUUCUAGAGAUAUUCUAAAGGUGAAAUUCCUUUCUCCCUGUGUUAAUUCUUGUUCCAGUGUCCACUGCUCUUCAUCUCUUUAUGAAUAAUCAUUAGAAAUUUGGUGGAAUUUUUCAGCUGAAUGAGAAGGCUUCAGGGGUUAACCUCAGCAUCAUAGCACUCUCAUAAAUUAUAGCUUUGGUCAAAGGAGAGGGAGGAGAAGGUUAAGAAGUCUCGUGGUGUGAUGUUUUACAGUUGAUAGAACCCUUUCACGUACCUAACUCAUUGAAUUAGACUAGUAUACUUAUUCCCAAGUACUCCACUUUCCUAUGGUUUAGGAUAAUUUCUGAGUCUUCAGAUUGAAGAGAGAGGACAUGGGGAGAGAAGAGAAAAGCCAGAUCCCACAGCCUGUCUCCAACUAUUUUAAAUCCACAGAAUUGCAAUUCUGAAUCCCAAAUCAUGUUGCACCUGUAAAGAGGGGCAAGUUAUACAAUUGAAAGGGGGAUUUUAAUUAUUCAAAAACUUAAAAUCUGAACCUCAAGGAAAUAUUCCUCAAGGAAAUCCACUGUCCCCAGAGAGACUUCACAAAUGCCCUGCCAGGGGUCCUGAAAGAAAAAACACAGCAAUGAGGAAGAUCCUAGGUUGACUAAGCAUGGUCAGUACAAGUGUUUGCCUAUAACUGGAUUAUUUCAUAAAAUUACAUAUUAAUACAUUGUUUUCAGAAUGAAAUAUUGACUUAAUUUGCUGGGAGAACACUGUAAUAUUUACAGUUGUUUUCCAAAGUUGUUUGAAUGUUUCCUGUUAUCUUUUUACUUAGUUUGAGAAUUUAGUUUU
Molecule: messenger RNA, 3312 nt
Organism: Diceros bicornis minor
Lineage: Eukaryota; Metazoa; Chordata; Mammalia; Perissodactyla; Rhinocerotidae
Gene: SLC16A12
Product: solute carrier family 16 member 12
Exons: 6
Coding region: 134-1594 (486 amino acids)
Biological process (GO): transmembrane transport; monocarboxylic acid transport
Molecular function (GO): monocarboxylic acid transmembrane transporter activity
Source: RefSeq, a predicted model, not a curated record